AAUUGUCCAUCACACUUCAGUCCUUUCCAGACAGCCUGUCAUUAGCAAUGGAGAACAACCAAUCCUGGAUCGCAGAAUUCAUCCUGGUGGGAUUUCAGCUCAGGGAAGAGAUGGAAUUGCUUCUCUUCGUUAUCUUCUUCCUACUAUAUAUCUUCAACCUGCUGGCAAAUGGCAUGAUCUUAGGGCUCAUUUGCCUCGACCCCAGACUGCACUCCCCCAUGUAUUACUUCCUUUUUCAUCUGGCCAUCACUGACAUAUCCUAUGCUUCCAGCAAUUUGCCAAAUAUGCUGGAAAACCUAGUGAAACACAAAAAAACGAUCCCUUUUGUCUCAUGCACUCUGCAGAUGCUUUUCUAUUUGGCUUUUGGUUCUGUUGAGUGCCUGAUCUUGGUGGUGAUGUCCUAUGACAGGUACAUGGCGAUCUGCCAUCCCCUCCAGUACACUGUCAUCAUGAACUGGAGAGUAUGCACGGUCCUGGCUAUUGCUUCCUGGGCAUGUGGGUUUUUCCUGGCUCUAGUCCAAGUAAGUCUCUUCCUAAGGUUGCCCUUCUGUGGGCCACAGAAAGUGAACCACUUCUUCUGUGAAAUCCAAUCUGUCCUCAAAGUGACCUGUGGUGAAACCUGGAUCAAUGAAAUUUUCCUCUUUGCCGAUAGUGUGUUCAUAUUAGUUGGGCCCCUUUCCCUGGUGCUGGUCUCCUAUGUGCGCAUACUCUGGAGUGUCCUGAAGAUCCAGUCAAAGGAGGGCCGCAAGAAAGCCUUUUCCACCUGCUCUUCCCACCUCUGCGUGGUUGGGUUCUACUUUGGCAUAGUCAUGAUGGUUUACUUGGUCCCAGACAAUAGUCAACAAGAGGAACAGCAGAAAAUCCUUUUCCUGUUUUAUACCUUCUUCAACCCAUUGCUGAACCCCCUCGUCUACAGUCUAAGGAAUGCUCAAGUGAAGUCUGCCUUCCACAGAAUGUUGCAGAAAAAUUGGACACUAUGACAAAGGGAGGAAUUAGAGAUUAGCAGAUUUUCCCCCCCUAAAACUCAAGAACAUUUCCCAACAUAAUACAUGACUUUGUGAAUUACUUAAGAGUAACAUCAACAACUUGGCAGAAUAGGAGUUCCCAAGUCCCCCUUUCUCCAUGGAGAUGACUUAAUAUAAGUUAAAUUGCCUUUGUGAGAACAACAGAAGUCAGGUAAGAGGUCACAGCAUCCCAGGCUAGCACCAAAACAGGAAGAGAUACAGUAAAGCUUUUAGUUAAAUUAUUGGCAUUUUUCCUGCCUUAGUCAGCUUGCCUCCCUUAGACACCUUGCCUCCCUGACCCAGUGUGUUAUGAUAAAGAGAAAGUUCCCAACUCCCAGCUCUCCUCCAAGAAAAAGAGAGAAGAUUGGACCAUGCAUACUGCUUUCUAGCUUUUCCAGUGGUGGGGGAGCCUGUGGGCUUAUUUGCUGUAAAUGCCUGACUCAGAGCACUGACGGGAAUGGUACUUUGGACUCCUUGUUGGGGCCACUAAGAAAUGUGGCAUGCACACAACUUUGUGCAGUGAUAUGGAAAUAUUUUGGAUUUUUGUAAUUCUACUAGAUAUACUGUGGUUUCUCAUUCUUGAUUUAAUAGAAGAUUUUCUAAUGACAUGUGAUGUUGAUUGUGUUUGCAAGUGCUUCCUUGCCAUCUUUAUAUCUUUUUUGAUGGGUUGUCACUUUCCAUCUCUUGCUCAUUUUUUGUAAUAAACUAUUUUUAUAGCAAUUUUAGAUUCGAGUUAUAGAUUCGAUUUAUAGCAAAAUCGAGUGGAAGGUACAGAGAUAACCUCUGCUUUUAUACAUGCAUCACCUACCCAUUAUCAGAGUAGCACAUUCAUUUUUAUACAUAAACCUGCUUUAGCACAUUAUUCUCACCCAGUCCAUACUGUACAUUAGGGUUCACUCAUAGCAUUGUAUACUGUGUGUGUGUAAUUCCACCAUUAUAUUAUCAGAGUGUUUUCAUUGCCCUAAAAAAAUCACCUUUUUCUUCCUCCCUCACACUAAUCCUUGGCAACAACUGUUUUCUUAAUUGCCUCCAUAGUUUUGGUUUUUCAGAAUGUCACAUAGUUGGAAUUAUAAAGUAAGUAGUUUUUUUCACAUUGGGUCUCUUCACUCAGUUAUCUGCACUUUAGUUUCUUCUAUGCCUUUUUUUUUUGACAGCUUAUUUGUCUUUAGUGCAGAAUACUAUUCCAUUUGUCUGGAUGCACCACAGUUUAUUUAUACAUUUAUCUAUAAAAAGUACAUUUUGA
Sus scrofa (pig) is the source of this 2247-nucleotide messenger RNA. RefSeq names its product olfactory receptor 2A2-like. Gene Ontology annotation, cellular component: membrane. Gene Ontology annotation, biological process: G protein-coupled receptor signaling pathway. The record is from RefSeq and is a predicted model, not a curated record. Gene Ontology annotation, molecular function: G protein-coupled receptor activity; olfactory receptor activity. Lineage: Eukaryota; Metazoa; Chordata; Mammalia; Artiodactyla; Suidae.